AUGUCUGAAUAGGAUGAUUUAUUCGAUUUAGAGAAUUAAUACAAUUGCAAUUCAUAUGAAUUUGAUAUAGACUUUUAAGAAUCAGAAUAAAAACAACUAUAAAGGAUAAAAGAAUAGUGCAAUAUGAAAUUAUUGAAACGACAACUAGUUUGCUUGUUUGGUUUUCCAACCAUCUAAGUAGAUAGUUACCAAAUAUACACCUAUCUUAAUGGGAUCAUGGAUUUAAAUGAAAAUGAUUAGAAACGAAUGAUUAGAGUGUUAAUAAGCUUCAUUGGAGAAGUUACUUGCAUAGAAGAUCCUGAUACUAGGUUAUAAACGAUAAGAAGUCGAGUUGAAUAAUUCUUGACAAUAAAAGGAAUUAAAAUAGAAUGGAAUAAUAAGGAAUGGGAAUAAGAGAUUGAAUCACUUUUUGAAUCCAGAUAUUGUAAUCCUUAUUAUAGUAAAAUUCCUUAUACUUAGUUUUAAUAUACUAAUUUCUUUGCUUUGUUAGAAAGUCCUAUGCCUAUGGUUUUGAGGAGUUUAAAACAUCCAUGCUUUUGUUAAGUUUAUGAAGCAAAAUCUACAGAUGAUUUUAAAUAAUUAUGUAACAUCACUGAUUUUAAAAACGUAAGAAGGAUAAGAAAAUACAUUUAAUCAAUAAUAGAUAAAUUAGAAGAAUUCAGAAAUUUACUUAAUGUAAUUGAAUCUCGUGAUUAUAAUCAUUAUAAUGAUGCGAUUAAUAGUUUUAAUCAACUCUCUGGAGAACUUGAUAAAAUUAUAAAUAUCGAUUUAUAGUUAAGUGAUAAAUAUACCUUGAAAUAAGAAGGAAAACCUAAAUUCCAUAAUGAUGCAGAUAAUUAAACAGAAAAAAACUCAAUUACUUUAAUAGAAACCAAAACUUCAGCUAACACCUUUACCACCAUCAAUUAAAAUAGUUUAGAUUGUAAAACAAAAAGAUAAAAGAAAAAAUAAAAACUUCUGGAAAAAUGUUAUUUCCCAUCUACUUUUUUAAAUUACAUUGAUUCAGAAACAAAUCUUAGUUAAGAAAACAGCUAAAAUUCUGAACUAAAAAUUGAGGAUUAACUUUCUUAAUUAAAUAAUUUUGAAGAUAUUACUGAAUUUUUAAAAUAUUUAAAUAUUGAAUGCAAAACCAUUGAAGAUGUUUAAAAAAAAAUUUUAAUUUAUGAAAAACAAAUAUAUAAUUUAGAAUAAAUAGGUUUUCCAUGUCCUUAAUUAGAUUAAACUCGAUUAAAAUAUAUUUUAUACAAUUUUAGUGAAUUCUAUACAAACAAAAAAACAUUCAUAGAAUAGAUUGUUUGCAGCAUUUGGGAAUCGUUAGUGAUAAAAAACAAUGAUAUCAAUUAUAUAGAUUGUGUGAGAAAAUAAGCUUUAUAAUAAUUUUAAUCUAUUAAUUUUACUGUUGAUAAGGAAUAAUUUGAAGAUAUUUUAAAUAAUUGUUAUGAAAAAUAAGCAUCUAUGCCUUCUAAUAAAAAUUUAGAAAUUACAUAUUUUUCUCUAGAUUAAUUAUCUAAAAUAUUAAAUCGAUCAUUUCCUGAAUCCUUCACACUGAAAAAUUGUUUGGCAAGCAAAUCAGUAUUUAAAGCGAAAAGUAUUUUACCUUUGUAGCAGUAGUUUAAUAUUUAAGAGAUUAAAAAUAUCAGAUUCAUUAGGAUAUAUAUCAAAGAUGUAUACUAAAGCCUUGAAAAAUUAGUGCAGUUCAAAAACAAGUUAAUAAAGAUAAAGAAUAACAAAAAUCAUGAUUAAUUGUAUAUUAGAGAAUUCAAUAAACUUGAAUAGAUUCAUCAAAAAGAAGUUGUAAACAGAAAACUAAGAUAAGAAUAUCAAAAAAUAGAAAAAUCAGAUAAGGUUGACCAGUUUAUUUUAAUUGAUGAAAAAGAAUAAUCAGAUUAAUUAGAUCUUUAUUUUGAUUGUAAUAAUAAGAAGAAUUAAGAUGUGAUAGAAAUUGAAGAUGAUAUUGUUUUUUUAAAUGAAAAACCAGCAAAAUAAGAACAAGACGAAAUUAAAGAUGAUUUAAAAUGUUAGAAGAAGAAAAGUGAGAUAAAUUUAAAAUUAGAAGCUCCAACUGGUGUAGAAUAGACAGAAUAAUAAUAUUAAUAAUAAUAAUAAUUUUUAUGUGAAGACAUGAUUUCUCCUGUUUAAAGAAAUUAUUUUCAUGAAUAUCAAUCACCUAAUAUUUUUAAUUCUCCAUGUUUUAAUUAUUGUUCACCAUAAGCAUAAUAAUAAAUAUUUUUUGGUCAUUCUGAGUUUAAUUAACAAGAGAUUGAAUCACCUGAUCGAUAAAUAUUAUAAUUUCAAUCUCCUCACAACUUCAAUUGA
Paramecium sonneborni is the source of this 2316-nucleotide messenger RNA. Lineage: Eukaryota; Ciliophora; Oligohymenophorea; Peniculida; Parameciidae. The record is from the annotation of a GenBank genome assembly.